Molecule: messenger RNA, 561 nt
Organism: Cucurbita moschata (crookneck pumpkin)
Lineage: Eukaryota; Viridiplantae; Streptophyta; Magnoliopsida; Cucurbitales; Cucurbitaceae
Exons: 1
Coding region: 50-415 (121 amino acids)
Source: RefSeq, a predicted model, not a curated record
UUAAAGACCAGUCCCUAAAUCUCCUAAAAAAGCUCUCAAACCGCCGUCCAUGGCUGCCAACGGAGGCUCCUCCGCCGCAAAUUCCCACUCUCAGCCCACUUUCCCUCUUCAUCUCUGCUUCUUCUUCCUCAUCCUCCUCAUGUUCUUGUCCUUCUCUUGGUACUCCAAUUACGAGUCGGUUGUCGAAGGCGUCUUUGAUCAACUCAAGCUUCUUCUCAUCGUCUCGCCGCUCCUCCUCCUCCUCCUCGUCCACUGGCUCUCCAACGCCGGAAACUUUCUUUUACCGGAAAAAGACUCGCUCCACCACGCCGGUGGGACGCCAUGGGGCGUCGGGUUCUUGUUGGUUCUUCUCCUUUUCAUGAUCUCGUACCAGUCCUACUUCCAAGAACGGUGGUUUCCUCUAUUGAGCCGGUGAUCGGAUCGACGAAUCGCUGUUGAAUGGUGGCGCGACAGGUUUGAGUGAUUGUGUAUUGGGAAGUUUAAUUUGUCGUCUUGUUGUCGUCUAACAAUACUUUUUCUAAUUAUUAAUGUAAUUAGCUUCUUCUUCUCCUUUUCAUUUUA